AGGAAAAAUUUCGAAAAAACAAAGCGCACCCCGUCGUCCUUCUCCUGCACAAUAGAAAAUUAAGAAACCAUGGCUUUAUUACCCGCGACGUUUUUCUCCGCGGUUGCAUCCAGUUGCUCUUCGUCAAGGCGACUGUUCUUGCUCCUCGCGAUCGCGGGUGGAACCUCUCAACAUUUCCUCGGCACCGCCAAUGCGCUGUCUUAUCCUGUGCAAAAGUAUCGUACUCGUCGUAAUUCUUGCAGUCAUGAUGCAUUACAAAUCUUUAUCUCAAGGUAAAUCAGCAUGAGAAGUUUCAUUUGUAGUGCUGAGCAAAUUUGUCAUGCAAUUUAUACGAGUGCGAUACUUUUGCACUGCAUAUGUCUAUGGGUACAUCCAAACUCGUCUUGGACCACUCCCACGCGACGGCUACGAAGAAAACGGCUGUUGAAGAAGCGAUGAACAAAGCUGGUCGGGCUGGGACAAAAAAACUGGGCGCGUCGAACAAGGAAAGUGUGAAUGUCGUGAGCUAUCCCUGGAAAAACUGUUAAUGUUAACGAAAUUAAUUUGUGAUGCAGUAAUGCUAAAUGCAUCAGAAAAGCUGGCCAAAUUUCAAUUUGUAUUGCAUAGCACGCAUGCUAGGCAAAACUUGUCAUGCAUAGCUGCAAUCUGUGAAAACCGUUUUUAACGUUGACACUUUUUUCUUUGAUAUGAGCAAGGUUUUGUCCAUGAACAAAGCGAAAAAGAACUUGCAGGAGCAGCAGGCGCUGGCGACGAUGAUUAUGGGGCAAAAGCUAUCCUGUGUAAAAUGUUUAAAAGCGCCGUCCCCACACGAUCAGAGUGUUCAUAAUGGGAACAAAUCUGCAGCGCAAAAGAUCACCAAGUGCUUGUGAGAGUCGCGCACCACAGUGGUGCUGGUCCUUUUCUUAGCACCGACGGCCGCAUGAUCAAAUGUCCUGUUUACAGCAUAUAGUACCAACACACAACCAGAAAUGCCUCGUCUCAUAGGUCGUGGGAGCAUGCGCAUUUUUACAAGUGUUCCAGUUCCACUAGUUGCAAUAAAUCGAAAUGUGCAUGGCCACAGCUCUGCGGAGGUGGGGACGGUUUUUCUUUUUUUCCGCAUGAUAGAAGCAUGAAACCGCCGAAGGUGCGAAGAGUUCGACAGCAGUUGUGCAAAACAAAAAGCAUCUUCGUGCUGACUCGGAUGUUGAUGCGGUUAUCGAUGGUGACACCUUGCUCGCCAAGACGGAACCCGACCCGAGUGCUUACGCACUUGGCGUGAUAUGGAAGCGUCAGGUUUGAAAUCGACAAAGUUGAAAUGAUUUGCCAUGCAUAACAUGGCUACCAGUUGGAAGACCAAUUUCCAAGCGGCGCAUGACAAAUUUUCGGCGCACCGAAAUCCAAUUUGUCAUGCUGUUUGGGCACAGAAGACUGCUUUUGUCGUGCUUCUUAAAUAGGCUCACAAUCUGCCUCACUCGCCAUCCCGGCAACACAGGCACUGCAUGCCUUGCAUUUUAUGCAUGGCAAAUCAUUUCAACUUUGUCGAUUUCAAUCCUGACACAUCCAUACGUCAAUGACCCGGAGUACAUCGCGGCGCUCGACGCGUGGAACGCCAGCGUCGAAGCGUUGGCCUACCAGUGCUACUGCAUGAUCAUUUGGCUCACCCUGAUCCCUCUUCUCUGUUGCAUUGGCGUCAUCGUUAUGCAUUGCAAAAGUAUCGUACUAGUUCUAGUAGUCAUUGCAUGACAAAUUUUUCCAAGAACAAAAAUGCAACUUGUAAUGCUGAUUUGGCUAAGGACUAAGAUUUGUAAUGCAUGGUUACAAUUCGUACGAGUACGAUGCUUUUGCAUUGCAUAAUCGUGUUCUGCUUCUGCAUGGGCGGCGCGGCGGUGGUAUGAAUUGCAAAAGCAUCGUAUUCGUAUAAAUGCAUUACAAAUUCCCCCAGCAUUACAAAUUUAAUUUGUAAUGCUGAUUUACCUUGAGAAAGAGAUUUGUAAUGCAUAAAUGCAAUACGAUACUUUUGCACAGGAUAGGUGGCCGCGGCGGCCCAGGCGUGAACGGGCGGGAGGACAAAGACGUGGAUGAAUCGCGCCUAGUAUUGUAGCUUGUUGGUGGUUUUACUUUACUUGUUUGUGUUUCGAAUACAUCAAAGAACACGAAGAAGAGCUUCGACACACCAAGUCGGCUCUUAUUACAACCUUUUGCCCUCUCUGCUAGAACAAAUAGUUGUUGGGCGGUGUUUUGCUUUCUACCAUGUUAUUUAAGGCUUUUUAUUUUUUAGAUAGUCGCAUCACAAUUCCGAGAACAAAGAAAAAGAGGGCAGCAAACAAAGCUAAAGUUUGUUGCUGAUGUCAUAAAAAGAUUGCAAUUUUUAUCGCAGCUGGUAUUGUCGUAAAAUGGAGGAAAAGUAUCCCUUUUCCGGGCCAGAAUUCGUGCGUUGCUUCCUUUACAACAAGAUGUCCCGCGUCCGUAUUAUUUUGUUUGCAAAGUAUUAUAACCCCCAAAGUCAAACUGUAGUUCUGCCCGAGUAACCCUCACUGAAGUAGAGCGCAGCGCAAAAAGAAAAGAAAGUGAAAGAUGAAGGAAAACAAGAGAGGAAUCUUCAUCCUGUUUGCUUUUCGGACGAUUUGCGCUGGACUUACUUGACGGAGCAGUCGCUACGACUUCAAACAUGCGAAAAGGAAAAGCAAGCAUGCUCCUGGAGGCCGCCCUUAAUCGGAGGUAAACGAUCAGCC
Amoebophrya sp. A120 is the source of this 2711-nucleotide messenger RNA. NCBI's taxonomy places the organism in Eukaryota, Dinophyceae, Syndiniales, Amoebophryaceae. The record is from the annotation of a GenBank genome assembly.